GUGACUAAAUAAGAGCGACGUCAUGCUUCGCGCACCCAAGUAUUGGGCCCUAUAAAUUGGCGCUGGUUUUGUGAAACUCAAAGUUCGCGCGUCAGUUGACCGUCCGUAUUUCGCGUGAGUCGGAAGCCGCUCCGUAACGGGGAAAAAUUGAAAAAAAUACCGAAUAAAAGUAUGUUUCCUGUUCAUCUGGUCGCAGUUCGGUUGUUCAUUCGUUGAGUCGAGACUUUUGACAGUUUUGAAAUUUUCGAAAUGGAGUAUUUGAGCUUUGAUCCGAAAAGUAAAAAGCUGACGCUGGAAGAAUGUGCUAUCCCUUCGCCAGCUGAGAAGGAAGUUCUGAUCAAAGUUUCAUAUUCUGGGAUCUGCGGUACGGAUUUACACAUUCUCGACGGUUCCUUCCCCUGCAAAGAUGGUCCACUAAUUUUGGGUCACGAGUUCUCGGGUUUCGUGCAGGCCAUCGGUUCGGCGGUAACGGCUUUUGAGGUCGGCCAAAAAGUUGUCGCCGAUCCAAACACUGGGUGCAAUACUUGCGAUUUUUGCCACGGUGGUAACUACCACUUUUGCAGACUCGGCGGUAUUCAUAACACCAUUGGAAUAUUUCGUGAUGGGGGCUGGGCUACCCACGUCCUAGUUCCCGACUCACAAGUACACUUAGUGCCGGAGGGAGUGAAACUACCUCAAGCAGCCCUAGUCGAGCCAUUGUCCUGCCUGGUCCACGGCUGGGAUAUAUUAAAUCCGGUCCACAUUGGGACGAGAAUUUUGAUACUAGGAGCGGGAAUAAUCGGUUCGCUGUGGUCGUGUCUCCUCCAUCUCUACGGUCAGCGAAAAACAGUAACGAUUAGCGAGCUGCAGGAAAAGCGAAGACGACUGUUCGAAAAGUUGGAUUUGGGCUUCAAGGCGGUUAGUCCGGAGGAUUUAAAAGGCUCGGAGUUCGAUCUAGCGAUAGACUGUAGUGGCUCAGGUCCCGCUCUGCAGGAAGCUUUGACCCUGCUGGGCAGAGGAGGACGGCUCUGCGUUUUUGGAGUCGCCAAUCCGAAUACAGAAGUCAAGUUCAAACCGUUCGAGGUUUACGCGAAGGAAUUGGCCAUUGUCGGCGUGAAGAUUAAUCCAUUCACCUUCCCGAAAGCCUUGUCUUUGAUAACGGCUAUGGCCGACUCUUAUCUCGACUACGAAAAACUAGGAAUAGGUGUCUACUCGUUGAAACAAUACCAGGAGGCUCUGACUGCUCUGAGGAAUGGUGAUAUUAGUAAAGUCGUAUUUAAAUUUUGAAUAUAUAUUAUAAAUCAGUUGUCACGUUGUAUUACCAGUAAAUUGCGAUCAGUUAUCGUAAUAUUAAACAGCCAAUUUUUCUAA
This is a messenger RNA of Diprion similis, 1350 nucleotides long. RefSeq names its product sorbitol dehydrogenase-like. The transcript is spliced from 5 exons. The record is from RefSeq and is a predicted model, not a curated record. Gene Ontology annotation, molecular function: zinc ion binding; oxidoreductase activity. Bases 250 to 1266 code for a protein of 338 amino acids. Lineage: Eukaryota; Metazoa; Arthropoda; Insecta; Hymenoptera; Diprionidae.